UUAUCCUAUAUUUAAUUGGAUCUAGCAGAUUAAGGUGUUUGUUCCUAUUAUUUAUUUACAGAGCUAAGUCCAUGCAUGCAGAAAAUAAUUAAAAUAUUAAGUCACAAUAAUGGUAUCCCAUUCCAUAUUUAGACUAAAAAUCACUUUAUUUGUUUUUCAAGUUGGUUCUAGGAUAUGAAAUAACUGCUAUCUGAAAUUUUGGAUUUUAUUCUUACUAUACUAGUUUGAACUUUUUAUGAAGGUGUCUUAGACUGAACAUUUUCUGGAGGCAUCUUGGAAAUGGCCUUGGAUGAAUUUGAGUUAGCCCGAGAGCGCGGCCUGUUUGUUCUAGGCAUACUUACUGGAAUCCUCAUUCUGUGUAUAAUUGCUGGAAACUUGAUUGUCAUUUUUUCAUUCAUAAGAUGUAAUUUUGAAGUUUUUGUGGCUACUAAGUACUUCAUUUUCUCCAUGGCAGUGGCAGACAUUUUGUUAGGAGCGAUUCAUCUACCAAUGGUUAUGGCUUCCCAUAUCGGAGGAAAUCAGAUUGCAAAACUUCCAGCUGUGUGUAUCAUACGCCAUGCCUCGGCAAUGGGUAUAUAUUCUGCUGUGAUGUGUAACCAUGUAGCUGUUGCAGUGGAUCGCUAUAUUGCUAUUAUAUGUCCACUGAGAUACCAUACAUUAAUGACAAAAAAAAUUGCCAUCAUUAUUUUAGUUGUAAUUUGGAUAUUCAGUUGUAUGUUAAUGACUGCCCCAGUGAUGAUUAGAAUAUCAGGUGAUAAACAAACAGGAAGUGACAUUAUGAAUUACUGCGGACCAUAUCGUGAGAUUUGGCCUUUAGUAGACAAACAUGGCAUUCUGGCUUUCUUGGUGUUUAUAACUGUGAUACCCGUUAUUCUUUAUAUUAGGAUUUUUCUUGUGGCACGUAAACAACAGAGGUUUUUAGCAGCAGUUAUAAGAAUGGCAUCAUCAGAUGAGAGGAAAAUGAAUCAACAUACAGCCAAAAUCAUGACACUAUUGCACUGUAUCUUUGUAUUGUUUUGGUUUCCCUUUUUGGGGACAAUACCAAUGUAUUUUAUUGAUGUUAAUACAAAUGUAAGAGAUGUCGUAGUGCGUAGUGCUAUAUUUUUAGCAAACUGUAAUUCAGCUGUAAAUCCUUUUGUUUAUUUUUUGUUGAAAAGGGAAUUUAACUUUGCAUGCAAGGCCUUCCUACAGAGAAACCUUCCUUGUCUGCUCAAUAGAGACUCAGAAGAAAGUUCACUAUAACACAGCGGUGAUUAUACAGAGUAUCUCUCUCUGUUAUUACCCACCUGAUGUAUGCAGGUUUAAUAUACAGUUGAAAUUCGGUAUCUCGAAUACAGAUAUCUCGAAUACCAUGGAUAUGUUGAAGUGAAUUGGAAGUCCCAACCACUUAUUCUUUAAGUAUUUUACCCUAGAUAUCUCGAAUCCUCAGAUAACAUAAGUUUUUCCUUGGUCCCAUCGGGUUCCAGAUAAUGAGGUUCAACUGUACCAUUAUUCAUAUUGAUAAACUUUUCAUUCAUUCCUAAUAAAUAGAAUGAAUACUAUAGGAUAAAUAAACCAUUAUUCUUUCCUAUUAUUUAUUUUAUUUGAAAGAAAGAUUCAGGGUUUUUUUUUUCCUACAUGCAGUUCAGGUGUAGAGAGAUUAAUAUGAGUAUGUUUCACCAGA
Molecule: messenger RNA, 1663 nt
Organism: Saccostrea echinata
Lineage: Eukaryota; Metazoa; Mollusca; Bivalvia; Ostreida; Ostreidae
Product: histamine H2 receptor-like
Exons: 1
Coding region: 280-1242 (320 amino acids)
Biological process (GO): G protein-coupled receptor signaling pathway
Cellular component (GO): membrane
Molecular function (GO): G protein-coupled receptor activity
Source: RefSeq, a predicted model, not a curated record